This is a messenger RNA of Artibeus jamaicensis (Jamaican fruit-eating bat), 2538 nucleotides long. It is a transcript of the gene GPALPP1, whose product is annotated as GPALPP motifs containing 1. The record is from RefSeq and is a predicted model, not a curated record. The transcript is spliced from 9 exons. Bases 83 to 1129 code for a protein of 348 amino acids. NCBI's taxonomy places the organism in Eukaryota, Metazoa, Chordata, Mammalia, Chiroptera, Phyllostomidae.
CGUUUGCGACGGGUCGCGGGCUGCUUUGGGGUUACAUUUGUGUGGAUGUAUUUGCAGGCGUUAUCAAUAUCCGCCGCUGCGCAUGGCGAGGGAUCUGAUCGGGCCGGCGCUGCCGCCCGGCUUCAAGGACUUUGGGACGGCAGAGGACAAGGAGCGGGACCCUAGCCCGGUUGCAGGACCAGCUCUACCUCCUAAUUAUAAAAGCAGUAGUUCAGAAUCAUCAGACAGUGAUGAGGACAGUAGUUCUUUGUAUGAAGGAGGAAAUCAAGAAUCCGAAGAAGACGACAGCGGACCACCUGCAAGAAAACAGAAGAGAAAUCAAGGUGAAGAUGAUGAUGAUGAUGAAGGAUUUUUUGGACCAGCCCUUCCUCCUGGAUUUAAAAAGCAGGAUGAUUCUCCUCUGAGGCCUAUAAUAGGUCCUGCAUUACCACCUGGUUUUAUUAAAUCUACACAGAAAAGUGGCAAAGGCAGAGAUGAUCCAAGACAACAAGUAUCAACCAAUUUCAACUCUGAGGAAAUAGACAGCAGUGAAGAUGAAGAUAUUGUUGGACCAAUGCCUGCAAAGGGGCCAGUUAACUAUAGUGUAACAACAGAGUUUGAAAAAAGGGCCCAGAGAAUGAAAGAAAAACUGACCAAAGGAGAUGAUGUUUCAGCUAAACCAGUUACAAGGGAAUUGUGGAUGACUGAGCUUCCUCCGGAAUUUAAAGACUUUGGUCUUGGGCCCAGAACUUUUAAGAGAAGAACCAAUGACAAAUCUGGAGAUCGAUCAGUCUGGACAGAUACUCCAGCUGACAGGGAAAGGAAGGCUAAGGAGACAAAAGAAGCAAGGAAGUCACUUAGUAAGAAGGAUGAAGAACAUGUAUUGUCAGGAAGGGAAAAGAGAUUGGCUGAACAGACAUCCUCAUACAAUGAAUCAAAAAGAUCAGAAUCUCUUAUGGACAUUCAUCAAAAAAAAAUAAAGAAUAAAUAUGCUGAAGAUAAAACUAAGCCCCAAGAAAGAAUACCAUUUGACCGUGACAAAGAUCUUAAGGUUAAUCGGUUUGAUGAAGCUCAGAAAAAAGCCCUAAUUAAAAAAUCCAGAGAACUGAAUACCAAAUUUUCACAUGGCAAAGGCAGCAUGUUUUUAUAAGGGGAUUUCCUUGUGCAAUGAAGAAAAGUUGAACACUCUUUUACCUGUUGGUCCACAGUUAUUACUUUGUUUUGAGUUCUUACUAUUAGAGAUUACUUUCAGCAUAAAAACCAUACAAACUCAUCUUGUUCUCUGCAUCCUUACAAUCAUGUGGAAGCAUAACAAAAUAUCAGUGUUUCUUAUGUAGAACAGAAUUUUAUAUGUUUGGCUUCUGAGAAAGUAUGGGCUUUUUUUCAAAUAAUUAUUCUGAGGAUUUCCCCCACCAUGCCCUAAUUUCUGUGCUGUGUCCCAAGCAUCCUCUCAGAUCUGGUCAGGACUAUCUGAAACCUGGACCUCCUCAUUGGAUAUUAUUAACCUACCCUAGAGCAGGUGUGUCCGGGUACUUAGAGUAAAUCCAAGAAUUUGACAUUGUUUGGAUAUUCCCUUUCAACUGCAAGGAGUGAAUACAUAUUUACAUGAAAAAAGUAUAUAUGGAGGUUUUGACUGUUUCAUCAACAGUUUGCUUAUUUGGGCACUCGGUUUUUUAUUUGUGGUUUGUGUUUUCUGGUGUGUUUAAGUCAGAAAGGAAUCUCCAUUAUCUCAUGUUCUAAGGAAAAAGUAUUUGUUUUUUUCAACUUUAAUAAGUGUUUAGAGGGGAGGCAAUCUGAGGAACUAGAUACACCAGUGCCCACGAGCAGUGUGGAGUCUAAGACACAGCCCUGUGACCUCAGCCAAAGCUUUCUAAGUCUUUAAACUCUGCUUUGAGAUGAUCUUACUUUACCCAUAUAUAUUUAACAGAUUUUUAGCUAAUUUAUUGGGGACAAACUUUUAUGUCAGUUAUGAGUAACCUUUUUUGAAAAAAAUGAAACUCUGUAAUCAUAACCACUCUAAUGGAGCAUUAUAAGUUUGUAAUGCUAUAAGUACUGCUUCUUUAGAUGUUAAAUAGAAAAUUCUAAAUGGUUAAAGCCUAAAUUCAAAUUCUGUAAAGUUAUAUUUUCUUACAUACAGAUUAAUCUUAGCUCUUCUGCUAGUUCUGUGUUCUAGUUUUGAUAAAGCACAAGGUUUUAAUGGGAAAAGAUUCUGAUUCCCAGUUCAUUAGGCUUUAUGAAAAAUUGAGUAAACUGUUCAGAGAACAGUAAAAAUUAUUCUUCUUAUAAUCAUAGCAGUAUAGUGAUAUUUUCCAUAACAUCUGUGUAAACGGUAGCCUAUUCAAGGAGUGUUGUUAUUAAAGAGAUGAAUUAUUCUCCUAAGCAAAUUCAUGUAAAGACUUCUUAUUAGAGUUGAACAGAGCUAACUUUUGACUAAAGGUGUCAUUUUUAAUGGGUGGUAUUGUAUAAACACAAAACUUUGUUGCAAAAGCAUCCGUUGCUUUCAUUUAAUUUUGUUAUAAUUUUUUCCUCAAUAAAAAGAAAUGUUUUCUAUUUUCCUCA